AUGUCGGGGCUCCUGGGGAAGCUGUUCGGGACGGGCGCCGGUGGGAAGGGCGCCGGGAAGGGCCCGUCCCCGCAGGAGGCGAUCCAGCGGCUCCGCGACACGGAGGAGUUGCUCAGCAAGAAGCAGGAGUUCCUGGAGAAGAAGAUCGAGCAGGAGCUGGCGGCCGCCCGCAAGCACGGCACCAAGAACAAGCGCGCUGCUCUUCAGGCCCUAAAGCGUAAGAAGAGGUACGAGAAGCAGCUUGCACAGAUAGAUGGCACGUUAUCAACAAUUGAAUUUCAGAGGGAAGCCCUUGAGAAUGCCAACACUAACACUGAAGUGCUUAAGAAUAUGGGAUUUGCUGCUAAAGCUAUGAAAGCUGCUCACGACAACAUGGAUAUUGAUAAAGUAGAUGAAUUAAUGCAGGACAUUGCAGAACAGCAAGAGCUGGCAGAUGAGAUUUCAACAGCCAUCUCAAAGCCAGUAGGAUUUGGGGAAGAAUUUGAUGAGGAUGAACUCAUGGCAGAACUAGAGGAACUAGAACAAGAAGAACUAGACAAAAACUUGCUGGAAAUAAGUGGUCCCGAGACAGUGCCACUACCAAAUGUGCCCUCAAUAUCAAUACCAUCAAAGCCAGCCAAGAAGAAAGAGGAAGAAGAGGAUGAUGACAUGAAAGAGCUGGAAGCUUGGGCAGGAACCAUGUAACUACAGCAGUAACUUGCUGGAAAAAGACUUUGAUUGCCUAUUCUGGGUGCAAAUGUGUUGUGUUGAGGAAGAAGCAUAAGAAAAAUGUCUUUAUCUUUAAUUUUAACCCAAAGCAGUGGGAACUGCAUCGCUGUUUUCUGCAUAGCAUGGUCUGCACAAAGGAAAGAAAGGGGAGCAGGGGGAAUUGCCUGCAGUUUAUACGGUUGAAUUUCUGUAAAAAGGUAUUUGCAAAAAUCAAACAUUCAGCUUUUGGACUGUGCUACUGCCACUGCUGGAUCUUCAUCUUCAAAAGUUUGGGCCAUAUUGAAUUGAAAUAAGCUGAAAAACACUCUGUAAUUUUAAGUCUGUUUUAGUGUGUCUAGAAGUCUUGUAAGGCGUUUAAAAACCAGGAAAAGUCAUAAGCCACCAUCGGCUUCUUAUUGUGUUUAGGUGCCAGAAUGCUUUAGGUUUUUAGUUCUUUGCAAGUUAUAUUUAUAUCCCUCCACUGAUGUGUGGCCAGCCUCCUGUUUGUCACUGCAACAAUGUAGUCACUAUUCCCAUUUUAAUUGGUGAUAAUGAUUUGCAAUUGACAAAUGCUGUCUUGGAAGUAGGGAAGAUUUAAAUUUCAGUUGUACAUUUUUCUACAUAGCACUACAAUGUUUAUUGCUUUUUUUGUGGUAAUUGAUAACCCAUUCAGAUACGUGCACACAAUUAUUUUAAUUAAGAAACUACUAUGGAUUGCACUGUAUUAAAUAUCUUGAUUAAUUUUCA
Molecule: messenger RNA, 1434 nt
Organism: Gavia stellata (red-throated loon)
Lineage: Eukaryota; Metazoa; Chordata; Aves; Gaviiformes; Gaviidae
Gene: CHMP4B
Product: charged multivesicular body protein 4B
Exons: 5
Coding region: 1-684 (227 amino acids)
Biological process (GO): vesicle budding from membrane; late endosome to vacuole transport via multivesicular body sorting pathway
Cellular component (GO): multivesicular body; ESCRT III complex; cytoplasmic side of plasma membrane
Source: RefSeq, a predicted model, not a curated record